UCUUUUGUUCCUGCUAAAAGAUAAUCAUGCGAAUGGCAGCAGCUCUUCAGAAGUUGUUUUUCUGCAUCUUCUUUGCCCUUUUUUGGAGGGCAAAAGCACUGGAAAGGAGCGAUUUUCCCUCAAAUUUCAUAUUUGGAACAGCUUCCGCUGCCUAUCAGUAUGAAGGUGCAUGGAACGAGGACGGUAAAGGUCCUAGCGUAUGGGAUGACUUCUCUCAUUCACCAGGAAGAAUAGUCGAUGGGAGCAAUGGAGAUGUGGCAGAUGAUCAAUAUUAUAGAUAUGCGGAAGAUAUGGAGCUUGUGGAUUCACUUGGAUUGAAAGCGUAUAGAUUCUCCAUAUCCUGGUCUCGCAUCUUCCCGGAUGGUAGGGGAAAAAUCAACAUGGCUGGGAUUGAAUAUUACAAUAAUUUGAUCAAUGCGCUUCUGAAAAAGGGCAUCGAGCCAUUUGUUACUCUGUUCCAUUUCGACCUUCCAAAAGCGCUUGAGGAUUCCUACGGCGGAUGGCUCAGUCCACACAUAGUAAAGGAUUUUGAAGCUUAUGCAGAUGUUUGCUUCGAAGCCUUUGGUGACAGAGUCCGAUACUGGGCUACGCUAAAUGAGCCGAAUCUGUUUGUCCCGUUGGGUUACACCAUCGGAAGAUUUCCACCUGCAAGGUGUUCUUUCCCUUUUGGCACUUGCCUCCAUGGGAAUUCUCUCUCUGAACCAUAUCUUGCUGGACACCACAUUCUGCUUAGCCAUGCAGCCGCAGUCAAUAUUUAUAACAACAAAUAUCAGAAAACUCAAAGAGAGUCGAUUGUGUUUGUUGUUAGCUCGUCAUGGUAUGAAGCAUUGGAAGAUACACCAGAUGACCAAGCAGCUGUGGAUAGAAUGCUGGCAUUCAAUAUUAGAUGGUUUCUGGACCCAAUUGUUUUUGGGGAUUAUCCGGGUGAAAUGCGCGAAAAACUGGGAUCGCGUCUACCAAAAUUUAGUCCCGAAGAGUCAGGGAAGCUUGCUGGAUCAUUCGAUUUCAUGGGCAUAAACCACUACAUAACUGUAUACGCAACCAGUAACCCCCAUCUUUCUCCUCAUCUUCUUCCACAGAGAUACCCAGAUUCCAUGGUUUAUUUGACUGGCGAGAGAAAUGGAAUUCCCAUCGGAGAACAGACAGCAAUGGAGGGAUCAUAUGUGGUGCCUCGGGGUAUUCAGAAUUUUGUCCAGUAUCUGACAGAAAUCUACAACAGGCCUCCAAUUAUCAUCACAGAGAACGCAUGGCAGAAUCAAAGAAUGCAUCCUCCAAUUUGCCAGAAGCUCUAGAAGAUGCAAGGAGGAUAAAUUUUCACAGUGAUUACUUGAAGUGUUUGGCAAAAGCAAUCAGGAUUGGAUCAGAUGUCCGUGGAUACUUCAUUUGGUCUCUUUUGGACAACUUUGAAUGGACGCAUGGUUUCACAAUUCAAUUCGGGCUUUAUCAUGUGGAUAGCCUUUGUCAGCACAGAUAUCCCAAGUUAUCCGCUCACUGGAUUAAACAGUUUCUUCAUAAGAAUACGAGUGAUACAGAAAACACCACAAUUUACCCACAACUAGACAAUGCAGCAACAAGAAGAAUAAUUUAGUUUAAAUUGGUCGUUCACCAUUUUUUUUGUUUAAAUAUCUGAUUGAAAUCUAAUGUUUGGAGAUUUGAUUGAAGUCAGUACCUACUUUAGUUUGAAUGCUUGAAAUGUCAGCAAUGAAUGCUGUACAUUUUUUAGUUUUAUAUUCGUCUGUCUUAUGUGUAGCAAUAAAAGAUGGAUGCCAUCACAUUUUGGAGGCCCCAUUAUAAUGAAUGCAUUCUGCGUGAUAUGAAUUUUAUAUUAUCUGUAUAGUGUAUAGACACUGUCAACGUCGUGCAGGUCACACCAGAAUAAUGUUUUUUAAGCAGAAGUGCAGUGCAGGAUAAGGGAGAGGGCCUCAUGGUGGAGCCGGCUUGUAUAGUUGAGAUAGUGGUUGAUUGGGUUCAUUAUAUGCCCAAA
Molecule: messenger RNA, 1984 nt
Organism: Cryptomeria japonica (Japanese cedar)
Lineage: Eukaryota; Viridiplantae; Streptophyta; Pinopsida; Cupressales; Cupressaceae
Product: coniferin beta-glucosidase
Exons: 12
Coding region: 27-1292 (421 amino acids)
Biological process (GO): carbohydrate metabolic process
Molecular function (GO): beta-glucosidase activity
Source: RefSeq, a predicted model, not a curated record